This is a messenger RNA of Monomorium pharaonis (pharaoh ant), 1059 nucleotides long. It is a transcript of the gene Uch, whose product is annotated as ubiquitin carboxyl-terminal hydrolase isozyme L3. Bases 140 to 853 code for a protein of 237 amino acids. NCBI's taxonomy places the organism in Eukaryota, Metazoa, Arthropoda, Insecta, Hymenoptera, Formicidae. The record is from RefSeq and is a predicted model, not a curated record. Gene Ontology annotation, molecular function: cysteine-type deubiquitinase activity. Gene Ontology annotation, biological process: protein deubiquitination; ubiquitin-dependent protein catabolic process. The transcript has 8 exons. Gene Ontology annotation, cellular component: cytoplasm.
UGAUUCGACGUUUCAAGCGUCAUGGAAACGAGACCGCACGAAUUUGAAUCAUCGAGGAAGUGAGAGGGAUCGGCUUGUCGAAGAAUAAGCGUUUACCGGCGUUUUGCAAUAGUAUUUUUGCGAAGGAAGAAUAUCGCAAAUGAACAUGGCUUUGGUGCCGUUGGAAUCGAAUCCAGAGGUUAUGACGAAGUUCCUUCACAAAUUGGGCGUUCCAAAGAAAUGGUCGGUUUUGGAUGUAUAUGGCUUAGAGUCGGACUUGUUGGCGAUCGUCCCUAGGCCUGUUCUUGCCGUCAUUCUACUCUAUCCUGUUCCCUCAAAGUGUCUUGCUUCUUUCAAGGACAGAUAUAAGACUGAGAAGAUUGAAGAAGACAAAGUAGAAAAAGAUAGCAAGAACAGCACCUCCGAUUCAGUUUAUUAUAUGAAGCAAAGUAUUUCAAACGCAUGUGGGACAAUUGCGUUAAUUCAUAGUGUGGCAAAUAACUUGGACGUCAUACAGUUGGAAGAUGGAUUUCUCAAGAAAUUUUUAGAUGAAACUAAAGGACUCUCGUAUAUCGAGCGUGGUGAGCGUUUUGAGAAAGCUCAAGAUAUUAUUGAUACUCACAUGGAAUCUGCCCAAGAAGGACAGACUGAGGCGCCUGCUGAAGAUGUAGAGGUAUAUUAUCAUUUUGUGGCAUUUAUACAUAAGGAUGGUUCCUUGUAUGAGUUAGACGGUCGAAAGCUUGCUCCUAUUAAUCAUGGCUCAACUACACCAGAGGCACUCCUUGACGAUGCCGCUCGCGUGUGCAAGGAAUACAUGGAACGUGAUCCCACCGAAAUGCGUUUCACGGUGGUUGCACUCGCUGCCAACGAGUAAACUACGCUCUUAUCCUCAAGUGCAUUUGCCUUUAAGCUAAUUUAAGCCCAAAUAAUUUAUUUUAUACGUUAUAUAUACGUUAUAUAAUGUUGCAUACAUUUCGCUUCAGCAACGGCAUUUAUUUUACCAAUUUUCUUAAUUGUCAGCUUUUUUUAAACACUGUGUAGCAUGUUGAUGAAAAAAAAUUUAUACACAGUUGUAUAUUG